AUGGACGACCAACCGAUUGUUGUAGACCCUGACCUGUAUGCGACCGAGGGACCGUACUACCCCGAGGACUGGCAGUCGGAGACUACAUCGAUCGGCUCCUCCAUCUAUCGCGGUCUGAUGGAAAAUGGCCGUCGAUACCAAUCACUGCGCAACGAAGAAUACCUUGUGCCGUCCGACGAUCAAAUGUUUGAAACCUAUGAAGCCGGACAUUUAGUCGCUCUUAUCCUCGAUUCAGAACGAGAAAACCCACUCUUCCGAUCGCCUGUAGGCAGGGACCCGAAGCACAUCCUCGACCUCGGCACUGGAAAGGGCGUAUGGGCCAUCGAUGUGGCUGAUAUGUUCCCUGAUGCGACUGUUCGAGGAGUGGACCUCUUCCCACCGCCAGUCUCAUGGAUGCCUCCCAACUGCGUCUUGGAGGUCGAUGAUGCUUUGCAACAGUGGACUUGGCGUGAGCCCUUUGACCUUAUUCACAUGCGAAUAAUGAUUGGGUCCUUCAACGAGCCUGAGUGGGAGCAAAUCUAUAAGCGAUGCUACGACAACUUGAUACCCGGGGGAUGGAUUGAACAAGUGGAGGCCAGCCCCGUAAUACAAUGCGAUGAUGGAAGCCUUCCAGCGAGCAGUAUUCUGAAUACGUGGGGCGACUACACGAUGGAAUGUGCGAAAAGAUUCGGCCGAGAGCUGAAUGCGAUCGACACCAUGUCUGACUCGAUCCACAAGGCAGGCUUCGUUGACGUUCAUGAAAAGGAGUACAAGUGGCCUAUUGGGCCCUGGCCGCGCGACAAGAAGUACAAAGAGGCCGGCACCGUGAACUUUCAGCACUGGCUCUCCGGCAUGGAAGGGUGGUGCAUGUGGUUGCUCACCAAGUACGGAUCGCCGGAGCCAUGGACGAAGGAAGAGGUCCACGUAUAUGUUGCCAAAAUGCGCAAGGAAUUGAAAGAUCCGAGCUACCAUACUUACCAGCGCGCACGACGAGUAUGGGCUCGCAAGCCCCGACCGGAUGAGCUAGCUAGUGCAGAAAAGAACAUCAAGGUGGAGAAGCAGUAG
This is a messenger RNA of Penicillium argentinense, 1044 nucleotides long. RefSeq names its product class I SAM-dependent methyltransferase. The record is from RefSeq and is a predicted model, not a curated record. Gene Ontology annotation, molecular function: methyltransferase activity. The transcript has 10 exons. NCBI's taxonomy places the organism in Eukaryota, Fungi, Ascomycota, Eurotiomycetes, Eurotiales, Aspergillaceae. Bases 1 to 1044 code for a protein of 347 amino acids.